UUUGUUGAUGUUCUCAAUGUAUAGCAAGGAUUUUUGGUUUUACACUUUUCAUUUUUAUUUGUCCAACAAAGCUUGGCAACCUUGUCUUCAGUGUUACAAUAACGCUCUUUACAUGCAAUACAGUCAAUUUUCUCGUCACUUAAACACUUUCCACAUCCUUGUGUUACUAAUAAAAAAUAAUAAUGGUACUCUGCGUUUAUAUACCCCCACGUCCGCAAAUGUUUGUCCGCACUUUUUUCCUUUUCCUUCUCCUUCUUUCUCCUCUCACAAGGAUGAUAAAUGGUCAAGCAUCAAUAAACCCCCAUUUUCUUUGUCUUCUCCUUCUUUACUCCUUUCAUUUUGA
Molecule: messenger RNA, 343 nt
Organism: Meloidogyne enterolobii
Lineage: Eukaryota; Metazoa; Nematoda; Chromadorea; Rhabditida; Meloidogynidae
Source: the annotation of a GenBank genome assembly